CUUCCCAACAAAACCACUUUCCUAAUCUCUCUCUCACUCUACAUUUCUCUCUCAACCUAUACAUACACAUACAUACAUACAUAUAAAUUCGCACACACCGCACACCCUCACUCUCACACACACUUUCUUUGUUCUGAAGUUAUCUUGUUUUAGGUGUGCCUUCGGAAACCCUUCCGUGAAACAACACUCCCAACUAUUCUUGCUUCGUCAUCGCGUGGCUUUGUUGUGAAAUUGUGGAGGUGAUUAUUUAUUAUCUGGGGCUUAUCACGGGUAAAUUUGAGUACUUUAUCUCAAAGAGGGUUUUAUUGUUUAAGAAUAAAAGAUUUGGAGGUCAAGGUCUCAUGAGAAUUGUUAGGGGAAUGCAGAAAUUGAUUCGCGAGGAUCAGAGCUUAGUGGGCUGGAACAACAAAUCACUUAACCGUGGAAUUGGUGUGACUGCUCCCAAGGCAAGAACGCGCGACAAAUUGAAACGGGCAGCUUUAUAUCUCUAAUUUUGGGUGAAAAUAAGGCAAUAAAAGUUUUCUAUCUGCAGUUUGAAGAAGAGGGGAAAUAAUGACUCGGAUUUUAGUGCAGCGAGGUUCUGCUGGUUCGUCGUCAUCAUCUAACCAAAACCGAUCAUCAACAUCAGUAUCAGUGGCUGGUCCUUCUUCUACUUCAUCUUCACCACAGCAGCAGGUUACUGGAAUUGCACAAGUUGUUUCAGCAGUAAAAGAUGAUAAUUUGGUAGAAGAAGUGCAUGAGCAGAUUGUUGCAGAUGAGUUAUCAGAGUAUUGUGGUGUUUCAGACAGCAAAAGUGAGGGAAAGAAAAGUGAGGAUCUUUCUCUAGGAAGUCCAGACAGUGAUCAACAUGGAGGUGAAAAAAUUGUGGAGGAUGAAAAGGUGCACAAUGAUGCUGUGGUGGGUUCUCCAAAUUUGGUUAAAGGAUUUGGGGGAAUGCCAGUCAUGGAGGAGGAAAAUGAUGCAACAGUUGGAAGUUCUUUCCAGAUGGUUACUGGCAGUUCGUAUCCACCACCACCUCCUGUGCCACCUCCAAAGCUCUCGUCACCUAUCUCAAGUUUUAGGAGGGUUUCAUCUGGGGACUUGAAUACAGUGCGAAUAGGGUCAUCUAGGAGACCUGCUGGUUGGCCUGGUGUAUCAAUAAGGUCAUCACCAACUGCAUCCCGUCCAUCUUCACCUCGAUCACAUUGUGAGGGUGAUGGAUAUAACAGCGCUGAUGAGCAGAGCCCAUGCUUUAGUUCAUCCUAUGAUGAUGCGGAAAGAGAACACCAGUUUGAGAUUGAUUUAAGACGGGUUAAAGGCUUGGAAGUGAGAAAAAUGCUAGAGGAUGGGAACUGUCUUUUUCGUGCUGUUGCAGAUCAAGUAUAUGGUGACUCUGAACUAUAUGAUUUGGUUAGGCAGAUGUGCAUUGACUAUAUGGAGCGAGAAAGGGACCACUUCUCACAGUUUAUAACAGAGGGUUUUACUUCCUAUUGUAAGAGGAAGAGAAGAGAUAAGGUUUAUGGAAAUAACAUGGAGAUACAGGCUUUAUCAGAGAUGUAUAAUCGACCUAUUCAUAUAUAUUCUUACAGCACAGAACCUAUCAAUAUAUUCCAUGGAAGCUAUAAUACCGACACACCUCCUAUUCGGCUGAGCUACCACCAUGGAAAUCAUUAUAACUCCCUUUUUGAUCCACGGCGACUGGCUAUUGGUGCUGGACUUGGAUUUAGCUCUCUCCAGGGGACAAAUGUUGAUAAGGAUCAGGUAAAAGCAGCUAUCAAAGCUCAACAAGAUCAACAGAUUGAUAAUGCACUUCUUGCCGAGGGGCGCUUCUACUCUGAUCUUGAACUAACUGAGAAGGAAAUUGAGCGCAUGGUAAUGGAAGCUUCAAGGGCUGAGUAUCUCGCUGAUGACAAGUUCAAGCAACAACUUGGUCCUAGGGAGUCAUCAACUUCCAGAGCUGAACCUUCAUCUUCUGCAGCCACAGGGUCAUCAGGAAGUGAUGCUCGGCAAGGAGGAGGGCGUGAGUCUGGCUCGCCUGGUUCAGCUCUGAGUGGCAGCAUGCAGAUCAUGUUGUCUAUGGGAUUCAGCUAUCUGCAGGUGAUGGAGGCUUACAGUAUUUUUGGGGACGAUGUGGAUUCAAUGGUCUGCUACUUAAUAGAAACAAGCAGUAACGGCAGACGUAAAGGCAAGGCAGCGGAAUGAUGAAAACCCCUGCGCCACCGCAUGGCUUUUGAAUGUCGUUUACCAAAACAGCCUGUAUAACUUUUGACAUGCUAUCUUUUACCUGUGAGAGGAAAAACUCAAUAAAGAUGAGCAUAUCUGAUUUCCCUCAAGUUUACAUCUGCAUCUUGGUUUAAUGGUACUGCUGUUCUAUGCAUGUAUUAUGAACAAUAUAUGUAUGAGAUGUGGUUCCUGGCUGGUGUGAGUGAGUCAUUUAUUAAUAGCUUGGCAUAGGCA
Sesamum indicum (sesame) is the source of this 2436-nucleotide messenger RNA. RefSeq names its product OTU-like cysteine protease family protein (gene OTLD1). Gene Ontology annotation, molecular function: K63-linked deubiquitinase activity; cysteine-type deubiquitinase activity. Gene Ontology annotation, biological process: protein deubiquitination. The record is from RefSeq and is a predicted model, not a curated record. Lineage: Eukaryota; Viridiplantae; Streptophyta; Magnoliopsida; Lamiales; Pedaliaceae.